Molecule: messenger RNA, 180 nt
Organism: Blastomyces dermatitidis ER-3
Lineage: Eukaryota; Fungi; Ascomycota; Eurotiomycetes; Onygenales; Ajellomycetaceae
Exons: 1
Coding region: 1-180 (59 amino acids)
Source: RefSeq, a predicted model, not a curated record
AUGCAUAGCGUCCCCUGCCACAAUAUCCAUGCUGACUGCAAUGCUUUAUAUGCAUUCCCGAUCUUCACACUGCAUAUCCUGGAAUCUCAUCGGUUCUUUGGUAGUCGAGACCUCGCGCGCGACAUGGAUUCCUCAAGCGAACUCUAUGUGUCGUCACUUGGGGCGGCGGGGCAACCGUAA